Messenger RNA from Phytophthora infestans T30-4, 414 nucleotides. RefSeq lists its product as uncharacterized. The coding region runs from base 1 to 414 and encodes 137 amino acids. The transcript is spliced from 3 exons. NCBI's taxonomy places the organism in Eukaryota, Oomycota, Peronosporomycetes, Peronosporales, Peronosporaceae. The record is from RefSeq and is a predicted model, not a curated record.
AUGGCAAGCCAGUACAAGCGAGAGCUCACGAGGCAGCCAGCUUUUCGGCGCGACGUUAUUACGCAGGAUAUAACUACAUCUCCACCUAAUCCGCCUCCGACUCGCCGAGCGUCUACGGCUGUACUUUCAAAGCGGCCGAAAGAUUUAUUCAAACUUUGGCACGAAUACCAGGUCGGAUGCGGUGACCUGAAAGCAGCAAAAGACUUUACGGCAAUCGAGCGUGGUGCGAGCAAAUUCGCCUUCUCUAGGCGAAAAGUGUUCUGGGACGUAGUCGCUAGCUUGGACGAUCAUUGGCACGGACACGUGCCCAACUCGUACGAAGCUGUCGCGAUCCCCGACAGUGACCCUCACAAGAAGAAACCGAAGAAACGACUCAAAGACGACGACUCGGACACCAAAACAGCCGAGUCUUAG